This is a messenger RNA of Strongylus vulgaris, 380 nucleotides long. The record is from the annotation of a GenBank genome assembly. NCBI's taxonomy places the organism in Eukaryota, Metazoa, Nematoda, Chromadorea, Rhabditida, Strongylidae.
AUGAGUUCGCGACGAGCUCUACUAGCUGCUGUGGUCCUCUUCUUCACCCUGAUUGGUGUGAUCACAAACAUUAUGCUACUCAUCGUGAUUAUAUGUCAUUGGAAAAUUUCCUUUCGAUCUCAGCACUUCACGUUCUUCGUGCUGAAUAUGAUUACCUCGGGUCUAGUCUACUCCGUAACAAACCUAUGGGUGUCCGUUCCAUGUACCUUAAAUGAAUGCCCGUUUAUAAGCUCGGACACAGUCAUGAUUACGCUGGCAACUCCUAAUACUUUGGGACACUGGGGAUACCUCUUAUCAUCGCUGGCUUUCACAGUGUAUCGUUUUGGUCUAUUUAUGUCUAAAAGUAUUGCAGAAAGGACCACUUGCAUCAAGGUUUGAAU